This is a messenger RNA of Echinops telfairi (small Madagascar hedgehog), 915 nucleotides long. RefSeq names its product signal transducing adaptor family member 1 (gene STAP1). The coding region runs from base 1 to 915 and encodes 304 amino acids. Lineage: Eukaryota; Metazoa; Chordata; Mammalia; Afrosoricida; Tenrecidae. Gene Ontology annotation, biological process: positive regulation of B cell receptor signaling pathway; cell surface receptor protein tyrosine kinase signaling pathway. Gene Ontology annotation, molecular function: signaling adaptor activity; protein kinase binding. The transcript has 10 exons. The record is from RefSeq and is a predicted model, not a curated record.
AUGAUGGAUAAGAAGCCCCCUAAGCCGGCCCCUCGCAGGAUCUUCCAGGAAAGGUUAAAGAUUACUGCUCUACCCUUGUACUUUGAAGGUUUUUUAUUAGUUAAGCGGCCAGAAUACCAGGAAUUUAAACAUUAUUGGACAGAGCUGAGAGGAACUACACUUUUCUUUUAUAGCGACAAAAAAAGUACAAUAUAUGUUGACAAAUUAGAAAUAAUAGAUCUUACUUGCCUUACUGACGAGAAUUCAAUUGAACACAACUGUGCAAGAUUCACUCUUGUCUUGCCCAAAGAGGAAGUGCAACUGAAGACAGAGAAUACAGAAAGUGGGGAAGAAUGGAGAGGCUUCAUUCUUACAGUAACGGAGCUGUCAGUUCCGCAGCAUGUGUCACUGCUACCCGGGCAAGUCAUCAGACUGCAUGACGUCCUAGAAAGAGAAAAGAAAAGGCGGCUGGAGACCGAGCCACUGCCUGGUGCAUCUGUUGAAAAAGAGAGAAAAGCAAGUGAAGAUGGUGUGGAUACAAUGAACCCUAUGCCAGGAUGUUUUUAUGUGGUGUCCCGGAAAGAAGCCACGGAGAUGCUGGAGAAGAACCCUUCAUUGGGAAAUAUGAUCCUGAGGCCUGGAAGUGACAAUGGAAACUAUUCCAUCACUAUUCGGCAGGACACAGACCUGCCAAGAAUCAAGCACUACAAAGUGAUAAGGAAAGGGAAAAACUACACGAUUGAACUGGAAAAACCUGUGACACUUCCAAACCUUUUCAGUGUCAUUGAUUAUUUUGUGAAGGAAACUCAAGGAAAUUUAAGACCAUUUAUAUAUUCAGCUGAUGAAAACCUUGGCCAAGAUUCCAAGAUAAAUGGGAAGAGAGAGAGAUUGAAGAAAAAUUCAGAGUUAGUACGCCUUUCUCAAAUCCUGAUGUAG